Molecule: messenger RNA, 1128 nt
Organism: Limulus polyphemus (Atlantic horseshoe crab)
Lineage: Eukaryota; Metazoa; Arthropoda; Merostomata; Xiphosura; Limulidae
Exons: 2
Coding region: 1-1128 (375 amino acids)
Biological process (GO): DNA integration
Molecular function (GO): nucleic acid binding
Source: RefSeq, a predicted model, not a curated record
AUGAAGGUCAUGAAGGAAGAAGUUGGAAGCAGAUUCACUAGUGCUACAGAAUCGCGAUAUGCACCAGUCGAGGGUGAAGCAUUAGCCGUAGCUGAUGCUCUUGAGAAGGCUCGAUAUUUUGUACUUGGAUGUGAAAACCUAGUGAUAGCAGUGGAUUAUAAACCGCUGUUGAAACUAUUUGGGGAUAGGUCUCUAGAAGACAUCCCUAAUGCUCGACUCCGCAACCUUGAAGAAAAGACGCUUCGAUACAAGUUCAAGAUGCUACAUGUGCCAGGUGCUAAGAACCGAGCACUAGAUGCCGUUUCGCGUAACCCGAUUGGAGAUGCAGAACCAACGGUACUCAUUGAUGACAUCUCAUCAGUAUCCCUGAACAAUGAAUCUUACCUGUACUUAUCAGUUGCUUAUUCAAUUGAAAACUUGAAAUGUGUAACAUGGGACAAAGUGCGCACAGCUACCUCGAGCGACGAAUCUAUGCACCAACUAGUGGAGAUUAUAGAAACGGGUGUUCCCGCCGCUCGUACUGACUUCCCGUCUUCCCUACAAGAUUUCUUCCCGUUUAGAGACCAUUUGUCCACAGGUGACGGUGUCGCUAUCUACAAAGACCGACUGGUAAUCCCACCUUCCCUACGACAGGAUAUACUUACCUCCCUUCAUUCCGCUCACCAAGGGGUAACAUCAGUGACAUCUAGGGCUGAACAGUCUGUCUUCUGGCCAGGAAUAACUGCUGACAUCACGAGUAUAAGGAAUAAUUGCUCACAUUGUAAUCGUAUGGCACCUUCUCAGCCCAAUCCUCCUCUAACACCACUUGUAUACGCUCAAUACCCGUUUCAAUGUCUAUCUGCUGACUUCUUUCAUUACAAGGAUGUAAAUUACUUUGUGAUAGUGGACAGGUAUUCAAACUGGCCCAUCGUAGAAAGAUCUACCAAUGGUUCAACGGGUCUAAUAGACAGUUUGCGAAAAACAUUCGUUACUUUUGGAAUUCCAGAUGAACUGGCCUCAGAUGGGGGCCCAGAGUUCACUUCGACUGCGACACGAGAUUUCUUGAAAACUUGGGGUGUACACCACAGACUCUCUUCCGUGGCAUUCCACACAGUAACUGUAGAGCAGAGGUUGGUGUCAAAACGAUAA